Ostrea edulis (European flat oyster) is the source of this 891-nucleotide messenger RNA. RefSeq lists its product as uncharacterized. The record is from RefSeq and is a predicted model, not a curated record. The coding region runs from base 1 to 891 and encodes 296 amino acids. NCBI's taxonomy places the organism in Eukaryota, Metazoa, Mollusca, Bivalvia, Ostreida, Ostreidae. The transcript has a single exon.
AUGAUCUGCGGUACGGAUCUUGACCUACUUCAGGACUCGGGCAGCGUCCCAUGUGCUGUCUGUCGUACAGGUGUAGGCAGCAAUAGUAUUUUCUGCAAUGGCUGCAAGCACUGGGUGCACAAGAAAUGCAGUGGGCUCGUGCGCCUGUCUGUGGACCCUGACUUCAGAUGUUCAAGAUGCAGAGGAACUGCUCGCCCUCUUGACGGCAGGCCGCAGAGUGACAUCCAAGUUGGUAUGGACAAGUUGGAGGUUGUAGGCUCCUUCUGUUACCUCGGAGACAUGCUUUCCGCAGCUGGUGGCUGUGACCUUGCAGCCACUACGCGUGUAAAGACUGCCUGGAAAAAGUUCAGGGAGCUGCUACCAGUCCUGACAUCACGCCACCUGUCGUAUAAGACCCAUGGUCGAGUGUAUAACACCUGUGUACGGAGCGCUAUGCUCCAUGCCAGUGAGACCUGGGCACUGACCAAGCCAAAUCUUCAUCGCCUACUACGCAAUGACAGGGCCAUGAUAAGACAGAUCUGUAACAUCAAGCCUGAAGAUAUGGCCACUGUAAGUUCAACUGAAUUGCUGGGGCGGCUUGGUAUCGACGACCUCGACCUCAUCUUAAGGGAAAAGAGACUCCGCUGGUAUGGUUACGUUGUCAGAUCCAGCAGUGCAGUCAAGUGCGCUUUAAAUAUACAAGUUCCUGGGAGAUGUAGAGUUGGUCGGCCAAUGCUAUCUUGGAGAGAGUUGACUGAGAAAGAUCGUAGAGAAUGGAAGCUCUCAACUGCCGACCCUCAAGACCGGAAAGAAUGGAGAUCUGAGGUGAGAUCUGCCAUGGGUGCAGCCAGCCAGAUACCUGGAAGGGGGUCCACUAGUGUGGACACUACCCGUGAUACUGCACGGAAAUAA